AUGGAUAAUAAUCAUGGUUCUUCAUAUCCUUAUAACUAUCCAUAUCCAUACCCUCACCAUUCAGCUCCUCCAAAUUAUGGGUAUCCACCCUCGGAUCCUUACUACCCUUCUCAACCCUACCCUUAUGGACCAUAUCCUCCUUAUGGUGCUUAUCACUAUCCUCCUCCACCACCAUCAUCAUACACAGAACCACCACCACAUUCAACAACCCAUUCAGGCCCUUUAGAUUAUUCUCACCAAAAACCUUCAGCGCCAUAUCCAACAGUCCAUUCGGGGACUUUAGACUAUUCAUAUGAGCCUUCAAAUCCACAACCAUCAAGCCAUUCAGGUCCAUUAGACUAUUAUCACAACCAACCACCAUCACCGCAUCCAACGACGAAUUCAGGACCUUUAGGUUUUAAUCGCCACAAUUCUGGUCCUUUAACUUAUUCAUCACCAUACGCUGCAUAUCCACCAGCACCACAUGUUUCAAAUUCAAUCCUUCAAAACAGUGGAAGUUUUCAAAAUUACCCUUCUGUUCAACCUCAAUCAAGCCAAUAUCCUUCUCCUGAUAGCAUUUCACAAACACCUUCUAGGGAUAAUAGCUUUUCCGAUCAUCAUAGACAAGAUAGUUCUUCAUCUUUAGGAAUUGGAUCAUCAUCAUCAAAUCCUGAUAAAGUUGAUGCUGCUGUUGCUGGUACUUCUUCUGCAUAUCCACCUUUGGAUGAUUUAGUAAGUAAUUUGCAUUUGAAUGAUAAGAAUAAUCAUCCCACCGCUCCUGCAUCCCCACCAGCACCUCCAGUGCCUCCAGCGCCUCAUUCCCUUCAAAGCUAUCAGGGCUCUAGUCUUGGAUAUGGUCCCCCGCAUGAAUUCUAUGGUUUUCCCAAUGACUCAUUUUCAAGUAAUUGGGAGGAAAAUUAUGCGGACAGAGUUGACUCGUAUGGUCACUAUCAUGCUUCUCCUUCUGCACAUUCACCCUCCUUGGAUGGAUCAAAGCAUGGCCAGGGUAUGGAGAUUAUGCCAGUGUCGGGUGGUAAAGGGUCUUUGAGAGUUUUGCUUUUACAUGGGAAUUUGGAUAUUUGUGUUUAUGAUGCAAAGAAUCUCCCAAACAUGGACAUGUUCCAUAAGACUUUGGGUGAUAUGUUCAAUAAAUUACCUGGAAGUAUAAGUAGCAAGAUUGAAGGACAAGUGUACACCAAGAUUACCAGUGAUCCUUAUGUUUCGAUUUCAGUGGCUCGUGCUGUGAUUGGGAGGACUUUUGUGAUUAGCAAUAGUGAGAAUCCUGUAUGGAUGCAACAUUUUUAUGUUCCAGUCGCACACUAUGCUGCAGAAGUGUAUUUUGUUGUUAAAGACAGUGAUGUUGUGGGUUCGCAGUUGAUAGGAGUUGUGGCAAUUCCAUCUGAACAGAUAUGUUCGGGGGAAAGGAUUGAGGGAGUUUACCCUGUUAUGAAUAACAAUGGAAAACAAUGUAAGCCUGGUGCUGCUUUGAGAAUUUCAAUUCAGUACAUACCCAUGGAGAAACUAAGUAUUUAUCACCAUGGUGUUGGUGCUGGUCCCGAUUAUCAUGGUGUGCCAGGCACCUAUUUUCCUCUUAGAAAAGGUGGAACAGUUACUCUUUAUCAAGAUGCCCAUGUUCCGGAUGGAUGCCUUCCAAAUUGGCAACUUGAUAACGGGAUGCAUUAUCUGCAUGGAAAGUGCUGGCAAGAUAUCUUUGAUGCUAUAAGGAAAGCUCGACGCUUAAUUUACAUUACUGGGUGGUCUGUGUGGCACAAAGUUACUCUGGUUCGGGAUGGUGGUCAGCAUUCUGGUGUCAGCCUUGGGGAUCUUCUGAGGUCCAAGUCGCAAGAGGGUGUACGAGUGCUGCUGCUUGUUUGGGAUGAUCCUACUUCUAGGAAUGUCUUGGGAUAUAAAACAGUGAGAAUCUUACCUAUAUUUAAUUGUUUAAUGGCAAUUUUCUAUUGUAGUCUGUGGUCAAAUACAUUUUCUUGGAACUUCUACUUCUCAUUGUUACAAUCCUUUGCAAAAUGUGGGCCUAUAUGUGAUUAG
This is a messenger RNA of Dovyalis caffra, 2025 nucleotides long. NCBI's taxonomy places the organism in Eukaryota, Viridiplantae, Streptophyta, Magnoliopsida, Malpighiales, Salicaceae. The record is from the annotation of a GenBank genome assembly.